Messenger RNA from Adineta ricciae, 420 nucleotides. The record is from the annotation of a GenBank genome assembly. Lineage: Eukaryota; Metazoa; Rotifera; Eurotatoria; Adinetida; Adinetidae.
AUGGCAACCAAUGAAACCCUAGGUAAGAGUGCUAUGAAGACACUGCCCUGUAACGGUCGCAGUUGUCCUACGUGUAACAAAUGCUGCGAUUGGCGUUUUACUGGCGACGCAGAUACUUGGAACUGGAUGCGUAAUUAUUCGAACUGGGUUAACGACGAUUGGCAACGCUGGCGUCGUAAUCGUAUGUGGAAACUUUAUAAGCUCAAGGAUGGAGCAACAUGCACUAGUACCAGCCGUGGUCCUGGCAACACGUACGAUGAUCCCGUAUUUGGUGGUCAUCAUACAGUUCAUAAUGUUAGUUUUGCUCCUGGUCUUAGUAUCAAGGCUAGUCAUGAUUUCAUCUUUGUUGGCGAUCAGAUCUCUAGUGGAAAUCAGAUUACUUCUUCGAUCGGCGAUAUGUGUGUUUGUGAGAACAAAUAA